Molecule: messenger RNA, 5922 nt
Organism: Dunckerocampus dactyliophorus (ringed pipefish)
Lineage: Eukaryota; Metazoa; Chordata; Actinopteri; Syngnathiformes; Syngnathidae
Product: interleukin-12 receptor subunit beta-2-like
Exons: 15
Coding region: 1929-4550 (873 amino acids)
Biological process (GO): cytokine-mediated signaling pathway
Cellular component (GO): external side of plasma membrane; signaling receptor complex
Molecular function (GO): cytokine receptor activity; cytokine binding
Source: RefSeq, a predicted model, not a curated record
UUCCUCCAAAACGCUUGCUCCUACCAACAUGCUGGACCCGACUGCCCUCUAUAGCUCACACACCAAAACCACAGCUCGGAGCAACACAAUAUACCCGUCACUACACUAGUAAUAAGAUGGUUGCUGUUCGUCACUGAGCAAUACGUACCCGGAUAUGACUUUAUUCUCUGAUUCUUUUCUUUCUCUAUGUGGCCCUAAUAUUAGCUUUCGGUGAACAUUCUGAAAAUAUGCUGUACAAACAUGCUUGUUGGAUAUAAUUUUUUUUCUUCAGUUGCUGUUGCAAGGGGGGCUCUUUAUAGCGACGCACACAAGGGGGCGGGUCGUACUAGUCGGGACGUAUGGUGUACUUUAGAGCAAGUGAGGACGGAAUGCCGUCAGGAAGUACGUGUACCCGCCUUGCCGUUGUUUGACAGAAAUAAAUGUGUACAUCCUGACUGCUCGUGUGUUCUUCAAAGCUGACACUAAAGUGCACGUCAGCACCCCGGAAUAGACUUUCCCAGUGUGAUCCACCUACAGGUGGAACACACCCAGCGUUCACCCUUCUUGAAAAGAGGAGCUACCACCCGGCCUGCCAGUCGAAAUUCCUGUUAAAAAGAUGUCACGCAAGACAGUCCCCUGAAUGUUGUAGACUCCUCCCACUUUUGUAAAACAAUCUGGCCUGUUGUCAUGGAAGUUAAGUGUUACAUUCUUUGUUUGGAGUGUGAGUUGGAGGUGUGUUGACAGAAAUCACCACGCUGUCGUUUUGCUUACAGGGAAAGUGAACUUUUUUUGGAAUGUUGCCCAUCGUCCACAAUCCUUAUGUGAGACAUGAAGACAAGUCCUUUUCUGUGCCUUCUAAAGAGAGAAAAACAGGCAGCUAUUCCACCUAUAAAACCUUCUGGAAAAACCUCCAAACAGCGCCAACAAGGCUCCAUUUCCAUCAUGUGAGCUGCAUAUGAACCACAUUGUUAUUAUUAAUAUUAUCAUUAUUAACAUUGUUUAUGCCCAAGAACUACUUUACUGGCGUAGUGACACCUCGCCACACCACAGCAACUAGCUAUUAGCCGGCUAGUCAAAGGUAAUGCUACACAUUGGAGAUGCCGCCACUGCUGUUGCGUUUUUGUUUUUGACACGAGGUGUAGCGUUCCUUUCUAUGUUGCUAUGUGAAAUCAAAGUUCCCAAAACACUAAAAGUAUUCCAUGUUAUGAUGAAUGUACCUGUGACUACAUGCUCACAGCAUGGAUAGAAAACCACUAAACCUUGUUGGAGCUUUUUGGAGUUGUUUUCAUAAGCGGAAUAGGUGUGUCCCAUUACAUGCAUUCAUUAGCUGCCUCUUUUACCUGUUUUACUAUCUUUAGAAUGCACACAAAAGAGAAAGACGUUUGUUCAUGUCCCACUUUAAUGGGCAAAAUUCCCCCCCCAAAAAGUGUACUUUUCCCUGAAGUUUAACAGCUAAUAUGCAGCUACUGCAUGUGCUCUGCCACCACUCCAAAUGAUGCUCGAAGUUCAAAUGAUCCUAUAGGAGAGUGGUGUGUGUAUGCUAGUGGCCCCUCCUGUACCCACCUUAUGUCCUUAGCUUUUGUUCAGCCUCACUGGAGUUGAAAAGGCCUGGCAGGUACCAGCGAGGUCUCUAGCAUGUUUGCGUGUGUUGUUACAGUCUGACUGAGGUGAAGGUGGCAGCGUGUGAGCAGAUGACAACAUGCGGCGUGUCGAAUGAGGUCAGGGAAGUAGGUCAGGAGCUCGUAUGGAAGUUUUUUUUUGAAAAGCCGUACCACCAAAGCAGGUCAGUGGCUUCUUUCAAGAUGUUUCAGGUGCAGUCAAACGUGCUGUGAAGAGCGCACGGACAGGCCGUGUCUCUUAUCAGCUGCUUCUCUAAUCAGAUGCUCAUCUAAAACGGCAUUGCACAGGGCAGGAAGUGCCACAUGUUCCACGCGCGCAGAUGAGCUAAGAUGACCCUCUGGAGAUGCGUUGUCGCACUUCUCCUCAGCAUCAAGCGUGAGUAUUUAUUGCUCUUCUUCUUCCUAGCCGCCUGCCAUCUUUCCCUCCCCCCGACAGGAUGCGGUCCUCCCCUCGCCAGCUGCCUGCGCUUUGAUGCCAGCCUGGGCAACGUGAGCGUGGAGCCACCUUCGCCCUUUGUGCUGGGCUCCAACCUGACGGUGUACUGUCACAUCGCAACUUGCCAGUGGAGGUCCAAAAUCACCUUGAAGUUUAACGAGGUGCCCGUGGAUCCCUGGAAGAGGGACAAGUGCAGUCCAGCGAUAUUCCGCCUGCCCAGCGUGCAGCAACCGCUGUCAACAGUGCAGUGCACACUGCAGGAACAUGGCCAGUGGUACCUAGUUGAUGGAGCGGACCUGCUGGGUGGCUUCCCCCCAGAUAAACCCCUAAACGUCACCUGUGCCACCACGAGGCAGUCAGACCUGGUAGAGUGCUCGUGGUGGCGAGGACGUAACACCCACGUUCCCACUUCCUACAACGUGUCGUUCAGCAGGGCGAAGCGCACCCUCGCUCACUUCAACCUGAGCCAGGAUCACGACCGCCUCGUCAUAACUCGAACUCUGUUUGCUGCAAACGAAACGUAUCAGCUGAUCAUCGCCGCUCGCAACCACUUUGGACGCUUCCAAUCGGAUCCCUAUACAUUCAACCUCAACGACAUCGUCAUGCCGCAGAGCCCUCGCAUCGAGCACAUCGACUUCAGGAAUGACUCCACGUCAGCGGCCAUCUUGCGGUGGAAGACGCCCAAGGCCUUACGACACCUCCGAGCCUCCGUCAGACUCCGCCAGGCUAACGGCCGCUGGGACGUGAGGGAGGCCGCCCGGCUCGGUGAGGAUGCGAUACGAGUGGACGGCCUGAAACCUCUGACGGAGUAUGAGUUCCAGAUGAGAGCAUGUAACUCCACCCUCGGCGUGGAGGCGGGUCGACGGUCACGCUGCAGCAAAUGGAGUCCAUCAGUGACAAGGCGAAGCCCUGGAAAAGGCCCGUCUAAGCCGCUGAGCGCUUGGAGGAUGUUGAGCAAUCGCAAGACCAGUUCGCUGCAGACGCUGACUGUUUUGUGGAAGGCCCCGCCUCCAGACAGCGGAGAGGUGGAAGGAUACGAGAUCUCCGUGGGCGAGAAUCCCAAACAGGAAGUGAGAUGUGCUGCCUCUCUGAGCCAGUGUUCCCUUCAGGUGCCGGCAGACAUUUCAGCUCUCAGCGUCAGUGUCAUAACCACUUUUGGAAGGUCUCCCCCUGCGGACGUCCCCCUCACGCUGUCAGGCGACCUCGGGCCCGCUGACAUGCUGCUGGUACCUGUUGCUAACGACAGCGCUGUACUGCUUUCCUGGGCGGGGCCGGAACCGGGGCCUGGACCAGGAAGAAGAGAAGAACUCGAGUACUAUGUGACGGAGUGGACAAGUGUGCCUGUGGGCGAGCUGCGUUGGCAAAAAGUGGCAAACUAUAAAAACGACGUCACCAUCAUAGGUCUGAUGGCGGGCGUGAGGUACAACGUCUCUCUGUACGCCGUGACCUGCAGAGGCGUCAGCGCGCCGUCGUCCAUCCUGGUCUACUCCCAAGAACUCGAACCAGUCUCUGGUCCCCUUAUGUCGGUGCUAGUCCACAAGACCGGACGGAUUCAGAUCCAGUGGGACGAUCCUGCGGUGGAGCAGCAGCGAGGCUUCAUCACCAGCUACACCGUAUAUCUCCAGACGCUGGACUUCCACAGCACAGAAAUCUCAGUGACGCUGUCCGCAUCGGGUCCCAGAGAGACGUGGCUGGACUGUCCCGAAGGAUCUCUGGUCCUGCAGAUGUCCGCCUCCACCUCAGCCGGAGAAGGCCAGCGUGGGAACCUGAUCUCCUCUCAGCCCGUGGACCCUGCAGUCGGACUGGCUGUGCUCGUGUUCACCGUCGUGGUCUUCGGUGCAGUCCUGGUCCAGCUCGUGUGUUGGCGCUGUGUGAGGAGAAGGAUCAAAGAGAAAUGUGCAUCCUGGUUGGUUCCAAGUUUGCCCAAAGCAGGAAACAGCCGAGCCAUCAAACUGCUGCAGCUGGAUGUAAGCGAGCCGUCCUUCUCGUACAGCGACAGCGACCCCCCGCUGUCACCCCUCAGCUGUAUCUCUGAGGAGGACAUGUACCCCUACGUCCACAAAGACCAGCCUGUAGCGCAGACAUCCUGGCUGGAGGCGGUUGCUAUGGCGACGCGGGCAGACGGAUACAAACCUCAGCUGGCCAGAGUGGUGCGAGGAGGCCAGACGACGGAGGUGAGCGAGGUGCUGGGGGACCGGAUGGAAGAGGGCAGACGUUCCAGCGGAUUCGAAUUGCUGGUCAGCUUCCACUCCGGUGUGGAGUUGGACUACUCCAUGUCGCCCCCUCGUUGCCUCAAAACGCACCACAACUUGAGCAGGCAGACCGAAAGCGGCGUGGAAGACAACCCCACAUCAGUGGCUUUAAAGGAAGGUGACGUCAUGGCUCCUCCUGAUGCCGUCUUCUGCUCUCCACGUCCAGUCGAUGCCACGCAGACCAGCGGCUACAUCCCACAAAGCGCUGCUAGAUGCUACCAGCCUGCUUGCCAGCAACAGCCAGGGAGCCUCACCCCCCGGUAAAGUCAGUCAUGCAGCAUCGCAACACCUUUCUUUUAACCACACACACCGAGAUGAUAAAAUGCAUAUUUGGGAUGUGAUCAAAACUGACUGAAUCUCUCUUUUAUGGCCAUUUAUUGCUUCCAGACCCGACCAUCAUACGCCCCUUUCCACAAAGUACAAGUCCUUCUAGUUAACCUGUUCACCACCUUCUAAAUGCGCUUUUAACAUGAUUAGAGCCCUCCAGACAUGAAAUAACACCCCUACAGUCACUUUUACAUGUUGGAUUAGUGGCGGGCGGACAGGAAGCGACGUUUGGAGUUGAGAGAUGAGUUUUAUCUUGGCAUGGAUUACGGUAGCCCAUGGUAGGGAUUGUUAUUCGGAAUGAUUGUGCCUGUUGUGAGAUCAUUCAAAGCAAUACAAGAUCAAAGAGAUCAUUCAAAGCAAUAAAAGCUUGUGGUUCCGCCAAUCAAGUCUGGUGCUUGUGUGUCUGAGCCGACAUUAGUGACACCUGGUGACCAGUGUAGGAUACUACAUAUCACAAUGCGGUGAGGGGUGACUGUAUAUAUAUUUCAAGACAAAAAAAUGCAUCUCAGCCCCAUUUUUGCUGUCUAAAUAAUGUUUGUUUUCCUUUAUUUCAACUUUAUGCUCCUCAUAUUAUAAUUUACCGUAAUUUAAUUUAAUUCUUGUAUAAUUUGCUUGCCUUUUUCUCUUGUAGAGCAUUUUUGCGUCUUAAUAUUUUGACUUUAUUCUUGUAAAGUUCCUGCUUACUUUGGGUGAGAGGCGGGUACACCCUGGCGUGGUGGCCAGCCAAUGGUAGGACACAUCCCGACAAACACUCAUAUUCAUUCCUAUGGACAAUUUAGAGUCACCAAUUCUAUUUCUAUAAUAUUCAUAAUCAAUUGCUGUCCUGUGACUGUUCGUCAUGCCAGUGUAGUAUUCAGGCACGGAUUUAGAGGCACCCACGAUUUUUUUUGCCACAAUAAAAGCUAAUAAAAUGAUAAACCAUCCUGGAUUCCAGUCACCCAGUCCCAGUGAAGGUGCAUGUUCUGAAUUCUGUGCGCAUGGUGGACGCAUAUGCCAGAAUUGCUAUUCCAGAACCCACUGUCAGGCUAAUCAUUUACAUUGGACAUUGAACGUGUGCUGUACAUGGCUAUUCAGUUGGAGGUGCAAAAUAAAGGUUCUGGCAUCAUGACUAUAAGGAAAACUGUUGUCUAUUCUCAAUAAAAAUUAACCAGAAAAGCGAUCCCCAGUGACAUAAAAUUAUACUCAAAUCCUCGAAAUUUACAGCUGCUUCAAAUUGGAAAAUAUUUCAGGAAAUUGAGCUAAAAUGGGUUUCUCCGAGUACCGGUAAUUUUAUAAAUAGAAUAUUUUGGCUUAAACGAUAUAUUCCAAG